Messenger RNA from Neofelis nebulosa (Clouded leopard), 950 nucleotides. RefSeq lists its product as uncharacterized. The coding region runs from base 1 to 798 and encodes 265 amino acids. Lineage: Eukaryota; Metazoa; Chordata; Mammalia; Carnivora; Felidae. The record is from RefSeq and is a predicted model, not a curated record. The transcript is spliced from 3 exons.
AUGACCGAAUGCUUCACGGACGACGGACGACCCGCAAAGACCCCACGGCCCCAUGGCGGCCGUCCAGGACGCCCGCGCGCGCUGUGCGCCUCCUACGCCAGCUCUCUCCUUGCGCUGUGGCCACCUGGGCUCUGCUCCCGUGGCCCCGCUCUUCUGACACGUCUGUCCUGCGGCCCCGAUGCCUCCGAGUCCGGCAGGCACUCUUCAGACUCCCUUGUCCGCGUGUGGCGCCCACGGCCUCUCACUCCCGAGAGCCCCCGCUGCCCCAGGAUCCGGCUUUGUGACUCAUUUACAUUCCCCUCCUGUCUCCUGGAACAUUCCUUCCCCGUGUCUUUUCCUGGCUCGUCGGAACGUUCGUUCGAGGGGGAGAAUGUUGGCGGCGGAGAUGGAGAGAAGUGCUUGGCAGUAAAUGGCCCAACGUCUUGCCUUGGAAGCGCCUGCAGCCUCCCGCUAACAGCGUCUGCUGUUCCAUGGGGUCGGGUGGAUGGCGGGCUUCUCUGUGACCUGCGGCCGCACCUGAGCAGUGACCCCGCUCCAGCGUCCACGCAUAAGUGCAGACUUCAGCACAAACGCCACUUCCUCCUUGAAGCCCUUGCAGAUUCUCCUGCAGGAAACCACCCCGCGGCCUCUGCACUGCAGCCCCACCUCUGCGGCUCUUCUGGAACAUUCGUUACCAUCCAGCUCGCUCCGCUGUGUCUUCCGUCCACGCUCACGUGCUUCCCGGCCUGGCUGUCGGUUCCUCGCUGGCCGCCGGGAGUUCGUUCCAAGUUUUGCUUUUCCCUGGUACUUAGCCAGUGAUUCAAGUGGAGGGGGUCCUCGAUAAAUAGUCGGGUAAUGAUCGCAUUGUGGGGGGAGUGGCGAUCUGAGAAGAAAUCCGAUCCGGGCUUAAAAGCUCCCGUCUCAAGCUUGUGGCUUUGGAAGAGAGGAGAGUAAACUUGGUUUUUAUUGAA